Danio rerio (zebrafish) is the source of this 4586-nucleotide messenger RNA. The record is from RefSeq and is a predicted model, not a curated record. Lineage: Eukaryota; Metazoa; Chordata; Actinopteri; Cypriniformes; Danionidae.
GCAAUGUCAACAGCUUUGAUUCCAGCACAGUCAGCUGAAAAGCAGGCUCUGGCGCAGCAGCUCUCAGGCCACUCUGAGUUGGAAAUACUGCUUUGUUUUGAAAUACUCUAUGUAGUUAAGGCACAGAUGCAACAACAGUUUUACUAAAUAAAACCGAGAAGUGCAUCUGGGAUCAGAUCAUGGAUGAACAGAUUUAAUGGGCACUAGGAAAUAUUCUGGCUGAGAGUGAAUAGGGGAAGGAUGAUUUAUCCGACAGGGUUGGUCUUUGAAGUGGAUCAUGCCCCCUAGAUAGCAAAGUCUUUGCCUUUCUGGCUGUCGGCCCCUCAUUAUUAAAGAGGAUGCCUCCCCGGAAGCGCACCCAGCCCACAUUGGGAAUCCUGUGCUGCUUUAAAAGUGGUGAACCCCCUGAGAUCAACCUGAAAGACAGUGUGCCGCUGCAGCUUCUGGAGUUCAGCGCCCCCAUGCCCCCAGAGGAAGAACUGCACGCUCGAUUCUCUGAGUUGGUGGAUGAUCUAGACCUCACUGACAAGAACAGGGAAGCCAUGUUCGCAUUGCCAGCUGAGAAGAAAUGGCAGAUCUAUUGCAGUAAGAAGAAGGAACAAGAGGACCCCAACAAACUUGCCACCAGCUGGCCUGAUUACUAUAUAGAUCGGAUCAACUCCAUGGCAGCUAUGCAGACACUUUUUGCCUUCGAUGAAGCAGAAAUAGAGAUGAGAAACAAGGUGGUUGAGGAUCUCAAAACAGCCCUCCGCACUCAACCAAUGAGGUUUGUAACACGCUUCAUUGAGUUGGAUGGCUUGACGUGUCUUUUGACCUUCCUAAGGAGCAUGGACUAUGAAACUUCAGAAAGCCGCAUACAUACUUCCAUUAUUGGCUGCAUCAAAGCCUUGAUGAAUAACUCUCAAGGCCGAGCUCAUGUGCUGGCCCACCCUCAGAGCAUCAACACCAUCUCCCAGAGCCUUCACCAAGACAACAUCAAGACCAAAGUGGCUGUGUUGGAGAUCCUUGGUGCUGUUUGCUUGGUGCCAGAUGGGCAUAAGAAAGUGCUACAGGCAAUGGCACACUAUCAGAAGUUUGCUGCAGAGAGGACUCGCUUCCAGUCUCUUUUGAACGGGCUGGACAGAAGCACAGGACACUACAGGGAUGAAGUAAAUCUGAAGACAGCCAUCAUGUCAUUCAUCAAUGCCAUGUUGAAUGCUGGCGUUGGAGAGGAGAGUAUAGAGUUUCGCCUUCAUCUUAGGUAUGAGUUUCUGAUGUUAGGAAUUCAACCAGUCAUUGAGAAACUGAGAGCACAUGAUAAUGCUACACUUGACCGACAUUUGGACUUCUUUGAGAUGGUGCGAAAUGAGGAUGAAUUAGAACUUGCCAAGCGUUUUGACUCUAUGCAUGUGGAUACUAAGAGUGCUGGCCAGAUGUUUGAACUGAUCAAGAAGAAACUGAGCCAUACAGAUGCCUACCCCCACCUUCUAUCUAUCCUACAGCACUGUCUCAAAAUGCCAUAUAAACAUGAUGCAGGCAGCAUACAGCAGUGGCAACUUCUAGACCGCAUUCUGCAGCAAAUUGUUCUACAAGAUGAGAAUGGAGAAAAUCCAGAUGUUUCACCCCUGGAGAAUUUCAAUGUUAGGAAUAUAAUAAAAAUGCUCGUCAAUGAGAAUGAAGUCAAACAGUGGCGAGACCAAGCAGAAAAAUUCAGAAAAGAGCAUGUAGAGCUGAUGACUCGGCUGGAAAGGAAAGACAGGGAGUGUGAAACCAAGACUCAAGAAAAAGAGGAUAUGAUGAAAACACUCAACAAGAUGAAGGACAAGUUGCAGAGAGAAGGAGUGGAGUUACGUUCUGCCAAAGAACAAGUACUGGACAUGUCCUCCCGCAUUAGCGAUAUUUCAUAUGUUGGAGUUCCCUUACCCUUUCCUCAUCCGCUCCCUGGCAGCCCAAUGCCACCCCCUCCACCUUCACCACCUAUCAUGUUGGGUGGCUCUCCUCUUCUUUUUCCUCCUCCUCCUCCUCCACCACCUCCUCCCCUUCUUCAUCCCCCUCCUCCUCCUCCACCUCCACUUCUUCCACCUCUUCCUCCAUCUUUUGCUUUCUCUAGUCCACCUCCACCCCCUCCUCCACCCUCUUUUGGAUGUCCUCAACCUCCACCUGGAGCCCCGCCCAUCUUUUCUGGGAUUCCACCUGGACCUGCUUCAAAUAGCUCCACAACCAGCCCGCAGACAAAGAGUAUCCCCCAACCCUCACAACCACUCAAAUCCUUUAACUGGUCCAAACUGGGAGGGAAUGAGAUCACUGACACCAUCUGGUAUGGGAUUGAUGACAGAAGGGCCUUUAAAGUUCUUGACCUGAAAGAUAUCGAGAAGAUGUUUUCAGCUUAUCAGAGGCAGCAAAAAGAGACAGGAUCAAUGGAUGACCUUAAUCUGAGUGCACGCAAAGUCAAAGAGCUAUCUGUCAUUGACGGCCGGAGGGCCCAGAACUGUGUCAUUUUGCUUUCCAAGCUAAAAAUGAGCAAUGAAGAACUAAAAAGAGCUGUUCUAGAGAUGGACGAGAGGGAAGAACUGGCUAAAGACAUGUUAGAACAGCUGCUUAAGUUUGUUCCUGAAAAAAGUGAUAUGGACCUUCUGGAGGAACACAAGCAUGAGCUUGAGCGUAUGGCCCGGGCUGACCGCUUUCUGUUUGAGAUGAGCAGAAUUGACCACUAUCAACAGAGGCUCCAGUCGCUUUUCUUCAAAAAGAAAUUUGCAGAUCGUCUGGCAGAGACAAAGCCAAAGGCUGAAGCUAUUCUGUGCGCAUCACGUGAGGUGAUGAGAAGUAAGCUCCUGAGACAGGUUCUAGAAGUGGUUUUGGCGUUCGGGAACUUCAUGAACAAAGGACAGAGGGGCAAUGCAUACGGUUUCAAAGUGUCCAGUCUUAACAAGAUCAUAGACACCAAGUCAAGUAUAGACAGAAACAUCACCAUGCUGCAUUACCUGAUCAUGAUCUUUGAAAAGAAUUACCCUGACAUCCUCAGUAUUCAACAGGACUUGUGCAGUGUAUCAGAAGCCGCCAAAGUCAAUCUAGCUGAGCUGGAGAAAGAAGUUUCCAGCAUCAGGAGUGGCCUGAAAGCUCUAGAAGUGGAGUUACGAUAUCAGCAGAGCCGAGUAUGUGACAGAGGAGACAAGUUUGUCCCAGUGGUCAGUGACUUCAUCACUGUCGCCAGCUUCAGCUUUUCAGAACUCGAGGAACUUCUUAAUGAGGCCAAGGAUAAGUUUUCCAUGGCUCUGAAGCACUUUGGAGAGGAGGAAGGUCGAAUGCAACCGGAUGAGUUUUUUGGAAUCUUUGACAUCUUCCUGCAGUCAUUUAGCGAGGCCCGACAUGACCUUAAGAACAUGCAGAGAUGCAAAGAGGAAGAAGAGAGGAAAAUACGAUUGGAGGCAAUGCUCAAGGACCAGCGUGAACGAGAGAGACGAGCAAAGAAAGGCACCAAAGGCAGUGUGUCAGAGGAGGUGGGAGAGUUUGAUGAUCUCGUGUCAGCUCUUCGCUCAGGUGAAGUCUUCGACAAGGACUCUAAACUUAAACGCAACCGCAAGCGCUCUGUAAACCAGUUGGCUGAUGCCGGAGGUCGAGAAAGAUCAGUCACCAAGAUGAACUAUUGACCACAUUGAACACAGUCAAGGAGGCCAGGCUUUUAUAUUCGCACACUGAUGAGGAACUCUCAUUAAUAGGAUAAUACUCACUAUUUACUCACCAUUGGUUCCUUUACGACUUUCUUUUUUUUUUUUUUUUUUUCAAAAGAGGAUAUUUCAAAGCAACCAUAACAAUUGAUCCUUCACUAAACCCCGCCCUCCUUAGUUACUGUUGCUACACCUGUCAAGCUUUCGUGCCUGGCACGUCUAUUAUAAUGUGUAUGCGCCAAUGUCAGACAUCGCCUGGUAUAUAACUAAUGUUAGGUGAGGUAUCAGGUGAGGUAUCUGAGAAAGCCAGACAAAAAAGGACUGCAGUAUGCAUUGCAGGGGUAUAUUCACCACAUAAUAGGCAUCCGAUUGAAAAUAAUUUAAGAAAAAUAGAAGCUAGGUUAGCCUAGCCUCAUACGUUGACCAUUCAAAAGCUAGUUCAUGCACACCAGGAGAGGUGACAUUUAAAAACAAUCUAUUACUGUAAAUAAAAAUAAUAAUACUGUAAAAUAAUUACAAAUUUUAACUGUGAUUUCUCUAUUUUUAGCCAAAAAGCCUGAUGUUAUGCAGGGAAAUAUAGCGUUACUAACCAACAAGGAAGCACGCAUGGACAGUGCUUCUACAUAAUUCAUUCAUAGAAAGAGCAGCCAGAAAGGUGAAACUGAUGGAUUUGUGCAGAAAAUGAGCAUUGUUGACCCAUAACAAUGAAUAACUGUCCGUAUGUUUGUGUGCUUUUUAUCCAGUUUCUAUUUUAAUUUGCAGUUAAGUGGAAGAAAUAAAUAAACAAAUGGAAAUGCAAAUGGCAGAAACAAAUAGAUUUUCCCUACCAAUAAAUUUUCAUCCGACACUAAUUAUAAAACCAGACGCUAUUGACCUUAUUCUAAAAUGCGGAAGUGCGCCUGUUUUCGCGAUUGUCUUAGAACUUCCGAUUCAGUCGCCUAU